UUAUAGAUGAUCUCACUAUAUAUAUAAGUCCAACCAAUGAGGUAUGCCAUGCAUAUUGACUGUCCACUUUGCUUGACCAAAACAAGGAUAUGCUAAAAAUAAACAAAUUAGGAUAAGGGAAAAAUAAAAAUAAAAUGAAAAAUGUAUUUAUGUCCUAAAAUUAAAGUUCUGUGCAGUGACAGCGUAAAUUACUUGACCAUGGGGCAUGAUGUGGACAUAGGACAAAGGGCAGCCCGGUACACUAAAGUGUUUGCUAUGCGCAUGGUCCGGGGAUAAGGGUGUAUUGUACGCUGUCUUACCUUGCAUUUCUGCCAGAGACUGUUUUCAAGGCUUGAACCCAUUACCUCCUGGUCACGUGACAACAAUUUUACCGGUUACUCCAAGGCUCCCCUUCAUGCUGUGGACAUAGGGAAGCCGGUAAAUUACACAAGUAGGCUCAAGUUGUAUCGUACUUAGUAGUUCAACAGUUUUUUUGUGUAAAAAUAAGACUAUUUCUUCUGUAUAGAGAGAAAUAUUGAGUGAGAGAGAGAUUAACUUCAAAGGGAAAAGGUGUCGAGAUACAUAUUUCAAGUAAAUACAUGUAACUUUGUGAGAUGAAUGAUGUUCAACACAUCUCUUUUCUGUUAAAGUACAAAGAGAGUUGGAGAACUAGGCAUCAUGGAUUAUUAUACACUUGUGUUGGGAUCGAUUUUUGCCUUGAGUUUUCUUUAUAUUAUUGCGAGAUUAUCCAGUAGUGGCAGCAAAAAACUUCCACCAGGACCAUCACCAUGGCCAAUUAUUGGAAACUUUCACUUGUUAGGUGCGAAACCACAUGUAUCACUGGCCAAUCUUGCAAAAGCUUAUGGUUCAAUCAUGAGUUUAAAAGCAGGCCAAAUAACAAUAGUGGUCAUUUCUUCAUCGACUAUAGCAAAACAAGUCCUUCAGAAACAAGACUUAGCCUUUUGUACUAGAUUUAUCCCUGAUGCCCUUCAAGCACACAACUAUUGCAGAUUUUCUUUGACAUGGCUUCCUGUUUGUCCCCAAUGGCGAAUGCUUCGGAGAAUCUUGAACACCAACCUCAUCUCUUCAAAUAGGCUUGACGCAAAUCAAAAUCUAAGUUCUCAAAAGGUGAAAGAAUUGAUUGCUUAUUGUGCAAAAUGUAGUCAAGAAGCUAAAGUUGUGGAUAUAGGUGAAGUUGCUUUCAAGACUAAUCUCAACUUGUUGUCCAACACCCUUUUCUCCAGGGACUUGGCUGAUCCUUUUUCGGAUGCAAAGGCUGAGUUGAUGGACGUGAUUUCAAGCAUCGUUGAUGUUGCUGGGAAGAUCAACCUAGUGGAUUAUUUCCCCAUACUUGAAAAGAUUGAUCCACAAAGAAUAAGGUAUCGCACAAACAUCCAUCUUGGUAAGUUGUUCAAACUCUUUGGUGGUUUGAUCAAUGAGCGGUUGGAGGAAAAGAAAAGGAACCACACUGAGAAGAGUGACAUUUUAGAUGUGUUUCUCAACCACAGUGCUGAAAAUCCUGAAGAGAUCUGUCAAAAUCAUUUAAAUUCCAUGCUAAUGGACUUAUUUAUUGGUGCUAUUGAUACAACUACCAGCAUAUUAGAAUGGGCAAUGGCAGAAAUACUUAGACAACAAGAAAUUCUGAAGAAAGCUCAAGCUGAGCUUGCAGAAGUCAUUGGAAAAGGAAAACCAAUAGAAGAACCAGAUGUAUCUCGACUUCCUUACUUGCAAUUUAUCGUCAAAGAAACAUUAAGACUGCAUCCACCAGCUCCAUUGUUAAUCCCUCGCAUAGUGGACCAAGAUGUUGAAUUGUAUGACUAUAUCAUCCCGAAGGGUUCAAUGGCACUGGUCAAUGUGUGGGCGAUUGGUCGAGAUUCUUCUUUUUGGAAGGACCCUUUGGUGUUUAAACCUGAGAGAUUCAAGAGUUUAGAAUUGGAUGUGCGAGGAAAUGAUUUUGAUUUGAUUCCAUUUGGUUCUGGCCGAAGAAUAUGUCCUGGAUUUCCCUUAGCAUUGAAAUUGAUUCCAGUAAUGUUAGGCUCGAUGUUGAAUUCGUUCAUUUGGAAACUUGAGGCAGGCAUAGAGCCAAAAGACUUGGACAUGGAAGAGAAAUUUGGAGCCAUCUUAUCCAAAGCUCAUCCUUUGCGAGUUAUCCCAUCUCCUCUUUGAUGUUGUUGAAUCACUGUAUACUAGCUUAUCCGCAAUAAGAAAUUAAACAUUUUAACUUUAAAAAGUAGAGAUUAAAUACGUGUUUGUAUACAAAAGAUAUAUCUGACAUUCAGUAUUGAUUUGAUGUAAACAUCGAAAAAUGUGUCAAACAAAUACGAAUACCUAAAGUUAAUAAUUUAGGUGAGUGGUCUAUUGUUUGACAACUUAUUCAUUGUUAAUUAGAGUUUGAGAUGUAAUUGAGAAAUAAUUACUUUUUGAGUUAGCAAUAACAUUAUU
This is a messenger RNA of Capsicum annuum, 2421 nucleotides long. Its product is annotated as geraniol 8-hydroxylase. Gene Ontology annotation, molecular function: monooxygenase activity; heme binding; iron ion binding. Bases 658 to 2145 code for a protein of 495 amino acids. The transcript is spliced from 3 exons. Lineage: Eukaryota; Viridiplantae; Streptophyta; Magnoliopsida; Solanales; Solanaceae. The record is from RefSeq and is a predicted model, not a curated record.